This is a messenger RNA of Vicia villosa (hairy vetch), 691 nucleotides long. RefSeq names its product protein MHF1 homolog. Gene Ontology annotation, cellular component: Fanconi anaemia nuclear complex; FANCM-MHF complex. The record is from RefSeq and is a predicted model, not a curated record. Gene Ontology annotation, molecular function: chromatin binding; protein heterodimerization activity. The transcript has 4 exons. Bases 9 to 392 code for a protein of 127 amino acids. Gene Ontology annotation, biological process: resolution of meiotic recombination intermediates; replication fork processing. NCBI's taxonomy places the organism in Eukaryota, Viridiplantae, Streptophyta, Magnoliopsida, Fabales, Fabaceae.
UCAGAGGAAUGGCAACGGAAGGAGUAGGUGGAAGCGGUAGCAGCAGCGAAGUGGAAAACGACUUGGAAAUGAAGCUCUUACGCGACAGAUUCAGACUCUCCGCAAUCUCGAUCGCCGAAUCUCAAGCAAGCAAAAGCGGCAUGGAAGUAUCGAACGUCGUCGUCGCUUGCGUCGCUGAUUUAGCCUUCAAAUACACCGAGCGGUUAGCUAAGGAUCUUCAACUAUUCUCACAGCAUGCAAAUCGUAAAUCCGUAAAUAUAGAAGAUGUUAUACUCUCUGCGCAUCGAAAUGAACAUUUAUCUGGCUUGUUGAGGACUUUCUCCAAUGAUUUAAAAGCCAAAGAUCGUCAAUUUGAGCGGAAGCGAAAGAAGAAUGACAAAACAACUGUUUAGUGCGAAUAUUGCUAUGAUUUUAAAUUGGCCUCUAUUCUUGGAUUUGUUACCUGUUUUGGUAUAUCGAUUAGUAUUAUUCUUUAUGGUCUUAUGCAUCCUUUGGAGCUUAAUAGUUAAUAUCAGCCAAUGCUAAAGGGUUAGUCUAUGUAAGGCAAAGAAAUGUGCUUUAUAUACUUGUAUAAAUAUUCUAGGUCAAACAGAAUUAUUGUUGCAAUGCCUAUUUUUUGGUGCUUGUAAGUAUUAAUCUAGCUAGUUGACUCUGUUGGAAAAACGAGAACCACUUGACUCAGGUCUAAAUG